CCUCGUCUAGAGCGCUACGGGGAUAUUCACAGUUGUUUUUAAUGUUUGGAUAUCAUGAGUCUUUGCUUGGUCCCAGAUGAAUUAGACUAUUUAAGCAGCAUCGACUGACUGCUUUCCUGCCUCUUCUUGCACAACAAUCACUUGCCUUCACUUCGUAUAUAUCUUUUUCUCUCUCAUCUUUCGCUGUUCACUUUACACUACUGUUCCCCGGGACAUUGCCGUGAUCGCUCUUACUAUACACUCCAUUUAUACCGAGUCCGUCUUAAACGCACAUAUAUACAAUAUGUAUAAAUUCUUCACUCUUUCACUUCUUAUGACUCUAACCCCCAAUGUCCUGUCCGCACCUUUGGGUAAUGCGAUCACCACCGUCCCUACCGGGCAGAUCAUCAGGAGCUGCACCACUCCGAAUACUAUUGCCCUGACCUUCGACGACGGUCCCUCCGGCUACACGCCGCAAUUGCUUGACCUGCUGCAGGAAUACGGAGCUAAGGCCACCUUUUUCAUGAUCGGUGAGGGCAGCCAGGCAUAUCCCGAUACCAUCAGGCGCAUGAGGAGCGAAGGCCACCAGGUCGGAUCACACACGUUGGAGCAUGCCAGCCUCCCAUCCCUGAGCUACGAGCAAAUCGUGCAACAGAUGACGAAGCUCGAGGACAUUCUGCAGUCUGCCAUGGGCGAUAUCCCCACCUACAUGCGGCCACCGUAUUUCGAAGUCAACGAACAAGUGCUUGCGGCUAUGAAUGAACUGGGCUACAAGGUUAUCCAAUCUAGUAUCGAUACUAAGGAUUAUGAGAAUAAUGAUAUUACGCGGAUUGACCGCAGUUAUGAGAAAUUCGUUAAUGAGUUGAAUGCCGGUGGCAGCAUUGUGCUGGCUCAUGAUAUCCACGAGCAGACGGUGGUUAGUCUCGCUCGGCGGAUGAUGGAAGAGAUCAAGGCGAGAGGGUUCAAGAUGACUACCGUCGGAGAAUGCCUGGGUGAACCCGAAGCGGAGUGGUACCGUAAAGGUCGCUAGGGCUUGGACAUAUGAUAUGGUUUGAAGUUUGGAUGUCCCAUGUUGUUUUAUCGGUAUAGCGUUAUAGUAGUAUAGCGGUGUUCUGCAAGUUAUUUUCAGACUAGCCCUGAAAAUCGAAUCUAAAAUUAAUGAAAGUUUUG
Molecule: messenger RNA, 1149 nt
Organism: Aspergillus pseudotamarii
Lineage: Eukaryota; Fungi; Ascomycota; Eurotiomycetes; Eurotiales; Aspergillaceae
Product: chitin deacetylase
Exons: 3
Coding region: 284-1009 (241 amino acids)
Biological process (GO): carbohydrate metabolic process
Molecular function (GO): hydrolase activity, acting on carbon-nitrogen (but not peptide) bonds
Source: RefSeq, a predicted model, not a curated record